AUGCCUCUAAAUGAUAACGACCAGCAUUCUGAGGAUCCCUCUCUGGCGGACAAUGCGUGGAGCGAAUGGAUAUGGUCUCCAGAGCAUGGCAGGUACUACUGCUACCGUUCGCUUGAAGGAGUCGUGGAAUAUCAAUGGGACUCCAUGACAGAAGACGAAGUUCGCACUCCAUUGGAUCAGGCUGAGAAAGCCGAAGAGAGCGUUCACCAGAAGCCUAUACUUAGCCGCUCAUCCCAGGGAAGUGGAUCCAUUGAGGAGGCUCCUGUGUCGAGUGAAAAAGACUCUCUGGAGACUGAGCGCGAACGCGAAGCAAGUUCUAUAAAUUCCCCGAACCAUUGGUCUGAAAUUCCUGGUUUGCCUGCGUCAACACGUGCGACUAUCGGUGGCGUUCUAGACGGUAACGAUAGCAAUGAUAAGAGGCCCCAAGUAUCUUAUGUAGACGCAGUGCGUCCCGAAGUUGAUACCCUCUGGUUUUCAGAAGUAGACCCAAGUUACCGCGUCCAGCCAUCAAACACGUUCCAACCUGGGACGAGUUAUACGAAUAUGAUCGUUUUCGUCCGCAGUCACAUGCCCUAA
Messenger RNA from Colletotrichum truncatum, 576 nucleotides. RefSeq lists its product as uncharacterized. The record is from RefSeq and is a predicted model, not a curated record. Lineage: Eukaryota; Fungi; Ascomycota; Sordariomycetes; Glomerellales; Glomerellaceae.